CGCUAUAUGCCCAACGCAAAGCGGAAUGAGGCAGUGGGAAUAGCAACACUAUGGCUGCCAGUCUCUCUCUGACUCAGCUCUCCAGUGGAAAUCCUGUCUAUGACAAAUACUAUCGACAGGUUGACCCCUCAGGCAGUGGCAGGGUGGCAGCUGCAGAUGCUGCCUUGUUCCUCAAGAGGUCUGGCCUGGCCGACCUGGUCCUGGGCAAGAUCUGGGAUUUGGCGGAUUCUGAACGCAAGGGCUGUCUCAACAAACAGCAAUUCUUCAUUGCCUUGCGGUUGGUGGCCUGCGCUCAGAACGGCCUGGAGGUGGCGCUAAAGAACCUCAACCAGAAAGGAGUUCCUCCCCCAAAGUUUCAUGACCCCAGCAGCCCACUGCUUCCCGGAGGCGUGGUCACAGACAGCCCCUGGGUCGUCAAGGCGGAGGAGAAGCUGAAGUUCGAUGCCAUCUUUGACAGCCUGUCUCCAGUGGGAAGCAUGCUCUCAGGGGAGAAGGUUAAACCUGUGCUGCUCAACUCCAAACUGCCAGUCGACGUCCUGGGACGGGUCUGGGAGCUCAGUGAUCUUGACAGAGAUGGAAUGCUCGACAGAGAUGAGUUUGCUGUGGCCAUGUACCUGGUCUACAGAGCCCUAGAGGGCGAGCCCGUACCCAUGUCCCUGCCCCCACCCCUCGUCCCCCCCUCCAAGAGGAAGAAACUCUCCGUGCCCCCCGCCGUGCCCCCCGUCGUGCCCCCCGUCAUGCCCCUCCUGCCCUCGCCCCCCUCCGUCAAAGACCGCUCGUCCCACGCGGGGACCAAGACCCUGCCUGCGCCCCCCAAGCCUGUUGCCACCUCGGUGGGUACCAGCCUAACCCUGCCCCCCAAGGCUCCAGGCCCCACGUGGGUGGUGUCGCCGGCAGACAAGCUCAAGUACGACGAGGUGUUUGCCCAGACGGACGGGGACAUGGAUGGGCUGGUGUCGGGGCCCGAGGUGCGGGACAUCUUCCUGAAGACGGGCCUGCCCUCCGCCACGCUGGCACGCAUCUGGGAGCUGUGUGACAUUGGGGACAUAGGGAAGCUGACCAGAGAGCAGUUUGCUCUGGCACUGCAUCUGAUCAACCAGAAGCUGGUGAAAGGCCUGGACCCUCCCCAGAGCCUGGCCCCAGAGAUGGUGCCCCCCUCGGACAGGCUCACGGUCAAGCAGAACAACUUACUGAACCUGGCCGCUGACUUCUCAGCUAUCAAGGAGCUGGACUCUCUCAGCAACGAGAUCGUUGAGCUACAGCGAGAGAAGAGCACCGUGGAGCAGGAGGUCAAGGAGAAGGAGGAGAGCAUUCGAGAACGCACCAGCGAAGUCCAGGACCUGCAGGAGGAGGUGUCCAGGGAGGGAGGUGUGUUGCAGCGCCUGCAGGCCCAGAGGCAGGAGGUCCAGGGUGCUCUGGAGGAGCUGGACCAGCAGAAGGCCUCCCUGGAGGAGCAACUGGAACACAUCCGCCUGCAGUGCAGCAACGAGAACCAGCUGAUCUCCACGCUGCAGACGGAGCACACGGAGCAGGAGGAGCGGAUCUGUGAGUACGAGGAGCAGCUGGUGGCGUCCCGGGAGGAGCUGCUGUGUCUGCAGGAGGAGACGGUGAGGCUGGAGGAGAAGGUGCGGGCGGCCCGGGAGCAGCUCUCCCCCCUGCAGGAGUCCGUACAGGACUCUGUCUCACAGGUGUCACAGGUGCAGCAGAAACUGGGUGAGCUGCACCUGGAGGAGAGGUCUGUCAUUGCCCAACUCAGCUGGAAGAGACACCUGGAGGAGGAGCCUGUACUGGUCAACGGCUCUGCAGGCCUCACCAACGAGCUGCACCAGGAGGACCUGCACCAGGAGGACCUCUACCAUGGAGACCAUCCGCUGGAGUUGAGGGAGGAGGAGCCGGCCGUUGCAGACCAGCCACAGGGAGAGCCCUCCGAAGACAAGGAGGAAGAGGAGCAGGAGAAGGAGGAAGAGAGGCCCAAGACGCCUGACGUGGUUCAGUACAAACCUGACGUCUUCGAGGACCUCUAUACUAGCCUGGCCUGGCCGACAGACAGCCUCCCCAAGGUCGACUCGGAACACGGCAGCCCAACGGUGGAGGCUCCUGAGGGGAAGGAGGAAGGAGAGGACCCCCCCUGCAGCCAGCACACCCAAGGUAGCCCCCCCCAGCACCUACAGUUGAAGCCCCCCCAGGAAGAGUCCCCCCAGUCUCCAGACUCCCCUCCUCCCCCCCGGACGAGCCCCCCCUCACUGCCCCCCCAGGGGAACCCCCCCGCUCUGCCUGGGUUGGACUUCUUCGAAGCGGACCCCUUCACUGACCAUGACCCGUUUAAAGACGAUCUGUUUGGAAAAGCCAGUGUUUCAGUAGACCCUUUCGGCAGCGACCCCUUCAAAGGCUCUGACCCCUUCGCGGCCGACACCUUCUUCAAGCAGGCCUCUGGCGCCCCCUUCCCCUCGGAGGACCCAUUCACCCAGGCCGACGACCCGUUCGGCUCCGGCGCCGCCCCGCCAGUACCGGACUUGUUUGCAGCCCAGCUGAACAACACGGCGGCGGCAGAGUCGUCGGGUCCCGACCCGUUCGGCUCCAAACCCCCCAGCUCAGCGGCUCCGCCCAGCAGAGACCCCUUCAGCGACCAGGGCCCCAGCAUGGCGGAUGCCGCCCAUCCGUUUGGAGCCAAGAUGGAUGCCCUGGGGGAGGCGGACCCCUUCAGCUGCCAUGGCGACGUGGGGUCGGAUCCCUUCAGCUGUUCCUCCGUGGGGUCUGAGCUGGCUUCUAAUGAGCUUGCGGCAUCAGCCAACGACCCGUUUGCUCCAGGGGGAACCACCGUGACCACGGACUCUGACCCCGAUCCAUUUGCUGCUGUGUUUGGGAACGAGUCCUUCGGAGGCGGGUUUGCAGACUUCAGCGCCUUGGCGAAGUCGAACGGUGCUGACCCGUUCAGCUCAUCCAGCCCGCUCAACAAGAACCUGUUCCAGGAGGACAGCCAGUCCCCAGGCUCGGACCAGCCCCCAGCCCUGCCUCCCAAAACGGGGACUCCCACCAGACCACCCCCCCCUCCUCCAGGUAAGAGAUCCAGCACCAACAGAACCGAGUCGUCGGACUCCUUCCCCAGGAGACCCUUCCUCCCCGCGGCUUCCGGAGACUUCUCCUCUUCCUCGCAGCCCGCCAAGGACGGCGUCGCUGACCCCUUCGCCCCGUCCUCUCCCCGCCACAACGCACGCAACGACCCCGACCGAUUUGCCAGCUUUGACAAAUACCCCACUGAGGAGGACAUGAUAGAGUGGGCGAAGCGGGAGAGUGAGCGUGAGGAGAAGGAGAGGCUUGCCCGGCUGACCCAGCAGGAGCAGGAGGAUCUGGAGCUGGCCAUCGCCCUCAGCAAGUCCCAGCUCUCCUGAGGAGCGCCCCCGGUGGCCCAGCAUGGCCCUGCAGGGGCCCGGAACUGCACAGCACCUACCAAAGACCCAACAAGAGGGACCGGAAUCAAACACCCCGUUUGGAUUCUCUGAAGGCGCCGACCUUUUCUGCUCCUCUGGAGACAUCAGUGCUUCGAUACGACUGGAUCAGAGGUUUCCCUCUGGGUAGGAAGGAAGGAGGGCGUUUUGAGAGGAUUUAAGCUGGCCCAGUGAACUGAACAGCACCUGUGUGGAACCUGGUAACAGAUCUCUAACAACCCACCUCUGUCUUCCACCUGCACCCCUCCCUCCCUCCCCUCGUCUCCCUAUCUAACACUCUGCGUUGGCAUUAACAUUGUGUAUUUCAGACUCGGAUCUCCAAACCCCUGGAUGUUUGGGUGUAGGGGGGGGGGGGGAGAGGGGUCGCUAUAGAGACGAGACCUCUUUCAGUUCUCCUGCUAUGCAGUAUUAUGGGAUGUGAACUGAAGUUUGUGUCGUGUGUUUUGUGAUCCACAUUCUGGUCUUAUCUGGUACUUGUAUCAGUCCUCCCAACCUUUUCAUGUCCGUUUUUAAGCAUUGACACGUUUUGUUAUAACAAGAUUACCAGUUGUAGAAAACAUCUUGCCUUCCUUUGUGUCAGUGGGAUGAGUGUUGCACGCGUCUGUCGAAAAAGACUUGAAUGUUGGUGCUCUUCUAAAACACCAUGUCCUUGUGUGUGUGUGCUAUGUCCCAGGUACCAUCCAAACAGUUUGAACAUCAGUCCACAGGUGCAAACCCUCUAAAAUGCCCAGAGAAUGUAGAUUCACAUAGGUGGAAGAGACAUACUGUACAUGUUAGCGUUGACUGAAUGUCUUAACUUAAAACACUCCAUGCAAACCUAGUUAGUGUGUGCUUGAGUCAAAUAUACUUUGAGAUCACACUACUCCCUCUAUGGGUGACUCCUGUUGCCACAAACAAUAGGUAAGUUCGACUUCAUGCAGCGCCGGCGUCGCCUGCAGCCGCCUGCAGCCCGGCUGACUUGAAGCAGCCAAUGGCAUUCUCAGAUUCAACUCAGCCGGCUGCAGCCGGCUGUCGGCGCCGCCGGUGCUGCAUGAAGUCGAAUGCACCUAAUGUCAGUCUUCACAUGCAGCUUUUCAUGAGAUUCAGUGGACAGUGGGUGACAGAUGUUUUCAUCAAAAACGAGUGUUUUUUGUUUUUUAUCCGGGCUGAAGUAGGUUAACGUCUGGAAAAUAUACUGCAUAAUGCGAUACACAUUUAGUUUGGAUAUUAUGUACUGGCUAAAAUAAAUUCUGAAAUGUGUUGUAAUUGUUAAAUAUAAAAAGACUGCAUUUGUUAACCAGAAAUGGACAGACGCUGUAUUCAGUGUCAAUAUUUGUACAGUAAACUGUUUUGUGUAGCUUUUUGAAUUUG
Messenger RNA from Osmerus eperlanus (European smelt), 4796 nucleotides. It is a transcript of the gene eps15, whose product is annotated as epidermal growth factor receptor pathway substrate 15. The transcript has 25 exons. The coding region runs from base 51 to 3389 and encodes 1112 amino acids. Gene Ontology annotation, molecular function: calcium ion binding; cadherin binding. Lineage: Eukaryota; Metazoa; Chordata; Actinopteri; Osmeriformes; Osmeridae. Gene Ontology annotation, biological process: endocytosis; endosomal transport. The record is from RefSeq and is a predicted model, not a curated record. Gene Ontology annotation, cellular component: clathrin coat of coated pit; cytoplasm; plasma membrane.